GCCAGAGGGAGAGGAAUAAAUAGAUGCUGCUGCCUCCGAAGGCUUAGAAGUUGGGAAAGAGCAGCCUGGGCGGCAGGGGCGGCGGCUGGAGCUCGGGGGCGAGGCGGAGACGGCAGAGCGGGCCUCUCGGCGUCCACUGCGCGGCUGCACCCUGCCCCAUCCUGCCGGGAUCAUGGUCUGCGGCAGCCCGGGAGGGAUGCUGCUGCUGCGGGCCGGGCUGCUUGCCCUGGCUGCUCUCUGCCUACUCCGGGUGCCCGGGGCUCGGGCUGCAGCCUGUGAGCCCGUCCGCAUCCCCCUGUGCAAGCCCUUGCCCUGGAACAUGACCAAGAUGCCCAACCACCUGCACCACAGCACUCAGGCCAACGCCAUCCUGGCCAUCGAGCAGUUCGAAGGUCUGCUGGGCACCCACUGCAGCCCAGAUCUGCUCUUCUUCCUCUGUGCCAUGUACGCGCCCAUCUGCACCAUUGACUUCCAGCACGAGCCCAUCAAGCCCUGUAAGUCUGUGUGCGAGCGGGCCCGGCAGGGCUGCGAGCCCAUCCUCAUCAAGUACCGCCACUCGUGGCCGGAGAGCCUGGCCUGCGAUGAGCUGCCGGUGUACGACCGGGGCGUGUGCAUCUCUCCCGAGGCCAUCGUUACUGCGGACGGAACUGAUUUUCCUAUGGAUUCUAGUAACGGAAACUGUAGAGGGGCAAGCAGUGAGCGCUGUAAAUGUAAGCCUAUUAGAGCUACACAGAAGACUUAUUUCCGGAAUAAUUACAACUAUGUCAUUCGGGCUAAAGUUAAAGAGAUAAAGACUAAGUGCCAUGAUGUGACUGCAGUAGUGGAAGUGAAGGAGAUUCUAAAGUCUUCUCUGGUAAACAUUCCACGGGAUACUGUCAACCUCUAUACCAGCUCUGGCUGCCUCUGCCCUCCACUUAAUGUUAAUGAGGAAUAUAUCAUCAUGGGCUAUGAAGAUGAGGAACGUUCCAGAUUACUCUUGGUGGAAGGCUCUAUAGCUGAGAAAUGGAAGGAUCGACUUGGUAAAAAAGUUAAGCGCUGGGAUAUGAAGCUUCGUCAUCUUGGACUCAGUAAAAGUGAUUCUAGCAAUAGUGAUUCCACUCAGAGUCAGAAGUCUGGCAGGAACUCGAACCCCCGGCAAGCACGCAACUAAAUCCCGAAAUACAAAAAGUAACAUCAGUGGACUUCCUAUUAAGACUUACUUGCAUUGCUGGACUAGCAAAGGAAAAUUGCACUAUUGCACAUCAUAUUCUAUUGUUUACUACAAAAAUCAUGUGAUAACUGAUUAUUACUUCUAUUUCUCUUUUGGUUUCUGCUUUUCUCUUCCUCCAACCCCUUUGUAAUGGUUUGGGGGCAGACUCUUAAAUAUAUUGUGAGUUUUCUAUUUCACUAAUCAUAAGAAAAACUGUUCUUUUGCAAUAAUAAUAAAUUAAACAUGCUGAUACCAGAGGCUCUUUGCUGGAGUCCCCAGAUGUUAAUUUACUUUCUGCACCCCACUUGGGAAUGCAAUAUUGGAUGCAAAGAGAGGUUUCUGGUAUACAGAAAGCUAGAUAUGCUGUAAAAGAUACUCUGCGAUCUAAUUACAGCCUUAUUUUGGUAUGCCUUUUGGCCAUUCUCCUCCUGCUUAGACUUCCAAGUUUAUAAAGGUAAAAUGGCAGUUUGAAAUCAAAUGUGACACAGGCAAAGCAAUCAAGCUCCAGGAAGCGUUUAUGAGGAAACAACACACAAGAUGAAUUAUUUUUGAGAUUGGCAGGAAGCAAAAUAAAUAGGAGCUUAAGAAAAAACAUUUUGCCUGAUUGAGAAGCACAACUGAAACCAGUAGCCGCUGGGGUGUUAAUGGUAGCAUUCUUCUUUUGGCAAUACAUUUGAUUUGUUCAUGAAUAUAUUAAUCAGCAUUAGGGAAAUGAAUUAUAACUAGACAUCUGCUGUUAUCACCAUAGUUUUGUUUAAUUUGCUUCCUUUUAAAUAAACCCAUUGGUGAAAGUC
Messenger RNA from Rhinopithecus roxellana (golden snub-nosed monkey), 1983 nucleotides. It is a transcript of the gene FRZB, whose product is annotated as frizzled related protein. The record is from RefSeq and is a predicted model, not a curated record. Gene Ontology annotation, cellular component: cytoplasm. Lineage: Eukaryota; Metazoa; Chordata; Mammalia; Primates; Cercopithecidae. The transcript is spliced from 7 exons. Gene Ontology annotation, molecular function: Wnt-protein binding. Gene Ontology annotation, biological process: canonical Wnt signaling pathway; non-canonical Wnt signaling pathway. Bases 173 to 1150 code for a protein of 325 amino acids.